AUGCAUUCUAUUCCCUCAAAACCAUUCCAUCCGUCCCCCCUGUUUUUUUCCAUUCCAUUCCCUCUUCACCAUUCAUUAACACCACAACCCACCACCGUUGCUACCACACACCCCCACUACCACCGUAAUCUGCCGCCGUUACCCACCUCCGCCGCCACCUGCCACCGCCGCUGCCACCACCUACCGCCGCUACCCACCUCCAUCAUCGCCACCGCCGUCGUCGCUACCCACCGUCGCCACUGCCACCUCCGAUCAUCGCCACCACCCACAUUCGAUCAUCACUGCCACCAUUGCCACUGCCACCUCCGAUCACCGCCGCCACCCACCACCGCCACCGCCAUCAACCGCCACCUCCGACUACCGUCGCCUCUGCUACCACCUCCGACCACCCCUGCCACCGCGCCACCUACCUCUACCGUCAUCUACCACAACCACCGUUGUCACCAUUCGCCGCCAACCGCCGCCGCCGCUACAACUGACAACUAG
Messenger RNA from Helianthus annuus (common sunflower), 486 nucleotides. RefSeq names its product extensin-like. The transcript has a single exon. Lineage: Eukaryota; Viridiplantae; Streptophyta; Magnoliopsida; Asterales; Asteraceae. The coding region runs from base 1 to 486 and encodes 161 amino acids. The record is from RefSeq and is a predicted model, not a curated record.